Messenger RNA from Gymnogyps californianus (California condor), 2430 nucleotides. RefSeq names its product plasminogen activator, urokinase (gene PLAU). NCBI's taxonomy places the organism in Eukaryota, Metazoa, Chordata, Aves, Accipitriformes, Cathartidae. Bases 96 to 1397 code for a protein of 433 amino acids. Gene Ontology annotation, molecular function: serine-type endopeptidase activity. Gene Ontology annotation, biological process: plasminogen activation; regulation of cell adhesion mediated by integrin. The record is from RefSeq and is a predicted model, not a curated record. The transcript has 11 exons.
GCACCGACCGUGACCGCGCCGCUCCUCGGGGCUCCCGCGCUGAAUCAAAAUAAUAACACAUAGAAGAGGAACAAAGUGAGAAGUUAACGAACAACAUGAAGUUACUCAUCUUCCUCACAGUAACCCUAGGCACACUUGUGACGGGACUAGAUUCUGUUUAUAGCAAGAAGCACUACAAGCUGCCAUAUAAACACAGAUCAGAUCACAAAGAAUGCCAUUGUUUGAAUGGAGGAACCUGCAUUACCUAUUACCUCUUCAGUGGAAUUAAUCGUUGCGUAUGCCCAGAAGGAUACACUGGGAUUCACUGUGAACUAGACACUGACAGCAUAUGCUAUACUGAGAACGGGGAGGACUACAGAGGAAUGGCAACAGAAGACGAAUGUCUGCCAUGGGACCUUCCCUCAGUAAUCAGGAGGGGUCAUUACCAUGCUCACUUGAAGAAUGCUUUGCAGCUUGGACUAGGCAGACACAGCUACUGCAGAAACCCAAAUGGAAGGAACAGGCCCUGGUGUUACACCAAAAAGGGAUUCACCAUUCAAGAAACACCCUGCAACAUAGAGAAGUGUGGGCGUGCAUGUGGUCAAAGGAGCAUCAGCAAGUACUUCAAGAUUGUUGGUGGAAGCCAGGCAGAGGUUGAGUCUCAGCCUUGGGUAGCUGGCAUCUUCCAAAACAUAAAGGGCAUCGACCAUUUUCUGUGCGGUGGCAGCCUCAUUGACCCUUGCUGGGUGCUUACAGCAGCACACUGUUUUCAUACUCCGUCAAAAAAACCACAAGACAAAUCCAUCUACAAAGUCUUCCUUGGAAAGUCCAUACUGAAUGUUACUGAUGAUAAGGAACAAGUAUUCAUGGUUGAUGACAUCAUCUCUCACCCUGACUUUACAGAUGACACAGGUGGCAAUGAGAAUGAUAUUGCUUUGAUAAGGAUAAGAACAACUUCUGGACAGUGUGCAGUAGAAUCCAAAUAUGUCAGAACAGUCUGCUUGCCAGAGAAGAACCUUUACUUACGAGACAAUACCCGGUGUGAAAUAUCUGGCUAUGGAAAACAAGAUUUUUAUGACAUCUUCUAUGCUCAAAGACUCAUGUCAGCCACUGUAAACUUAAUAUCACAGACAAAAUGCAAAUAUGAAUACUAUGACAAUAUCAGAGUUACUGACAACAUGGUCUGUGCUGGAGAUCCCACAUGGAUGACUGAUGCAUGCAAGGGAGAUUCUGGCGGCCCCAUGGUCUGUGAGCACAAUGGCAGGAUGAUGCUGUAUGGGAUUGUCAGCUGGGGAGAUGGCUGUGCAAAGGAAAAAAAGCCUGGUGUUUACACCAGAGUUACUCGAUACCUUAACUGGAUUGACUCCAAUAUGAAUGCGGUAAUUGCCAAGAGUCGUUUUCUUCCUGAACCAAAGUGACCUUCUUUCUACAGCUGGACUCAAAUGAACAAGAUUAAGCCUAUACUGAUGCCAGGACACUAAAGUCCUGAAUGUCAUGAGAGGCUUUCCUUUUAAAUGCUCGUGUGGUCUGCCAUUCACAUCAGUGUUCCUGAGGCAGAGAGAUGGUUGAUAUAUUAUCUUACUACUCUGAAUUACCUGAAAACCACUCAGUGGGAAGCUAAAAUAUUUAACAUUUAAAUGAGUAUUCCCAUGCACAAUACUAUACAUAUCAAGUUAUCUGUCCACUUCAUUUAUGAACCAGCAUUUGGUCUGGAAGUAUUGGUACUGUUUUAACUUACUUAACUGAAGUAUUCAUUUUAUACAUGGCCUGAGUCUAAAAAUCUUGCCUCAUCACACUGAACAAUAUUAAGACUCCAGUCCUAGAAACCUAACCUGUUAAGACCAGUACUGAGAGGAUGAUCAGGCUUUGCAUCAGAAAGUGAAAGAAACAGCAUCAGCAUUAUUAUCACUAAUGCAUGAAGAAGGACCAAAGUCUGCUUAGACUGAGGCAACACUUGGUGUACAGGGUUCAUUGCUAUAGACCCAACAUAUAGUAAAAUCUUAAGGAUGGCACCUGUAACCAUGUCAGCAUUACAAACUUUUAAGUGGAAUAUGUUAAGAACUGUGCUGCAAGAAGGUGAAUCGGAAACUUGACUGGACUUCCAGGUCACAUGUGAAGGUAUCUGGGUCCCCUGGAAAGUCUGAUUAUACAACCUCUCUACAUGUACCUAUGCACCCAGGAGAGGAUUUAAGGACUCGGCACCUGUUGAAUGCUGCAGAUGCUAAAAAUCAGAACUUUAUUUCCAUUCAUUUAACUGAUAUUAUAUGGAAACUACUUCUCUUUUUGCAGGACUUACGCUGGUUUUAUUUUUAAACUUGUCUUUGUUUUAUAGAUUUGAAUUAUUUGUAUGAGGGCUGGAACCUCAAGCUUUAUUUAAUUAUUUUUACUGUGUUUAACUUAUUGUUUGUAUUAUGGAUGUUAAAAUUUCAUUAAAAACCUGUUAUUUUUACA